AUGACUUCAGCACGUCCACUUCUCUACGUCGCCCUCGGCCUACUCAUGGUCGUGUCUAUCAUCGAACUCUCCUUCAUCUCUAGCAUGGUCGGUUGGCUACACCGUACCGCGAGCGGAACUUUCUCUUUCGAAUGGCAGGGCACAGAGCACCAGCUAAAAGGCGAACCGGCAAACUUGAUUGUCGACCAAGGCCAUACAAGCAACGGAGCCGCAGGAACAGCAUUCAUCCCUAUCGGCUGCGGAGGUAUUCUUGCUCUCUGGCUCCGAAACAGACACAACCCUGGAAAAUUCAGUCGGUUCUUUUACAACUUUUGGCUCGUUUGGAAUGUCCUCAGUCUACUUCUCGUUCUUUCAGCUCUUAUCUACACCUUUGUCGUUACAACCGAACACAACGGACAGAGCAUCAUCCCCAGCGUUGCAGCCAAGCUUAACGAUGGUCAAAAAUACCCUCUUGAGUCGUGGACGCCGCAGAAUUGGUUCUCGGCUCUUCUCGACCUUGACCUCACCAACUCGAACGAGAGGAACGACAUUGAACAUCACCUGCGACUCAUGAAGGGCUGGCAGUACAACCUCAUUCCCUUCUUCAUCAUUCACCUCGUCGAGACUGGUCUUGCGCUUUGGGACGCUAUGCAGCGACGACAUGAGUUUAACCCAUCUUAUUCACCAGCCAAGCGCGAUUACGGGUCUGCUUGA
Messenger RNA from Fusarium venenatum, 693 nucleotides. RefSeq lists its product as uncharacterized. Lineage: Eukaryota; Fungi; Ascomycota; Sordariomycetes; Hypocreales; Nectriaceae. The record is from RefSeq and is a predicted model, not a curated record.